AUGGUUGCGUACGGGGGAGAUGCGCGUUGGAGCAUCAGGAGUUGGGGCGACCGCGAGUUUGGACUGUCAUUCGCGACGCAUGCGAUGAGGCAUGCGACGACGCACGCGACGAGGCAUGCGACGGUGCAUGCGACGUGGCAUGGCAGGCGACGAGGUCGUGCCGCCAUUGUAGCCUGGAAACAACCAUCACCCCCUCACUCCCCCUCUUCCUCCUCCUCCUCCUCUCCCUCACACGCUCCUUCCCCCCCUUCCGCUCCACCCCCCGGCCAAACCCCCUCUCCGCCUCCAACUACCGCAGCGCCACCCGCACCUCCGCCCCUGCGCGCAAUGUACCCCGCGUGCGCGCACCACGCGGAGGGGUACAUCAAAGUGUCCGCCAUUCACUCUCUCUACUACCGCAUCUAUGGCAACCCAGCCGGCAAACCCGCCCUCUUCCUGCACGGGGGCCCAGGGGCGGGGUGUUGGCCCAACCAUGCGCGCUUCUUCGACCCGGCAGUGUACCGCAUUGUGCUGUGUGACCAGCGCGGGGCAGGCAGGUCCACACCUGCGGGGUGCGUGGUGGCGAAUCGUACAGAGCUGCUGGUGGGGGACAUAGAGGCGCUCAGGGAGCACCUCAAGGUGGACAGGUGGGCGGUGGUGAUGGGCGGCAGCUGGGGCACCACACUAGCGCUGGCAUACGCGCAGGCGCACCCGGGGAGGGUGGCAGGCAUGGUGCUGCGAGGGGUGUGCCUGCUGCGGCGCCGAGAGAUCGACUGGUUCUACCGCCCGGGCGGCGCAGAGGCGCUGUUUCCAUUCGCGUGGAGGGACCUCAUGGCCGCACUGCCCUCCCCCGCUCCCACACACGCGCAUGGAGAUGGGGAUGAGAAUGGGAGUGGAGAGGUGGCGAAAGAGGAGGCAUCACCUGAUGGGAAGGAGAGGAGGGAGGAUACGAGCAGCACAGGAGGGAAGGACUUAAUGGGUGGGCCGCACAUAUCAGGAGCAGUGGCGCAGGCACGCAUUGAGUGCCACUACUUUCAUCAUGAUGGCUUCUUGGCCGACAACCAGCUGCUGCGCAACAUCGAUGCCAUCAGGCACAUCCCCACGGUCAUUGUGCAUGGCCGAUACGACUUCGUCUGCCCCCUCGUUAACGCUAUUGACCUUCAUCAUGCGUGGCCAGAAGCCCAGCUUCGAGUUGUCCCCAAUGCAGGUCAUUCCAUGUACGAGCCAGGAAUCACACAUGAGCUUAUUGUAGCCUCAGACCACUUCAGGGACGCCUAA
Molecule: messenger RNA, 1257 nt
Organism: Closterium sp. Yama58-4
Lineage: Eukaryota; Viridiplantae; Streptophyta; Zygnematophyceae; Desmidiales; Closteriaceae
Source: the annotation of a GenBank genome assembly